Messenger RNA from Diaporthe amygdali, 2850 nucleotides. RefSeq lists its product as uncharacterized. The record is from RefSeq and is a predicted model, not a curated record. Bases 1 to 2850 code for a protein of 949 amino acids. The transcript is spliced from 5 exons. NCBI's taxonomy places the organism in Eukaryota, Fungi, Ascomycota, Sordariomycetes, Diaporthales, Diaporthaceae. Gene Ontology annotation, molecular function: protein binding; ATP hydrolysis activity.
AUGCUGCCCACGUCCAUGUCCGGUGGCGCGGUCGCUGCAACGGUCCUCGAGCCUAACACAGCAAAGUGGAAGACAACCUUCAAAUCAGUUUGGAAGACGUUUGAAACCCAGUUCAGACCCAUUCUCGACAGCUUAGACCGGCGACGCGAGUUGCUGGAAAGCGAAAAGGGGUCGGCAACGUUGCACGAGAUAUCCAAGGCGAGAGAGGAUAUCGCAGCCUUCAUCGAGGAGACAAAAAAACAGGCCAGUCGUGAGGGGUUCGAAAACCAUAAGUGGCGGCUGAAUCAUAUAAAGGAGAAGCUUGAGGCCCCAGACUAUCAGCUGGACCAGGAGAUGGCAACUGAGGAUCGGAAUGGAAGCGUUUCGGGCACUUGGAUUCUCCAAAAUCCUUCUUUCCAGAAAUGGACGGACAAACAUUCCAGAGACAAUGGUGUACUUUAUCUAAGCGGAAUACCGGGUGCUGGCAAGACAACUUUAGCAUCUUUCAUCGUGGAAAGGCUCCUAGAAGAAAGUUGUGCCGAGGGUAGUGAUUGUGACACUUUGGUGGCAUAUUUCUAUUUUAAGCACAACCAGGCCGACAAGCAGACACACAAUAGCUUUCUCAGAGCCAUGAUGGAACAGAUUGUGACUCGUGAUCUAGCUUUGUCAGAUCACUUAUUCGAUAACUUGGCGACUAUCAACGAAGUAAAUCUGCGAUCAACAAGAACCUUGGAGUCACUCAUUGCAACAAGCUUUGAGCAUUUUCGAACCUGUCUCAUAAUUAUGGACGGCCUCGAUGAAGCAGCUCCAGGUGAGGCCAUCAAAUUGCUCAACUGGAUCCUUCCAGUUGCAAAUGGACAGGUUCAAGACAACAUGACUUCAACCCGGCUCCUUUUCUGUGGCCAGCGGGAUGGAAUCCUUGACCAUAGACUCGCUAAUUACCCUCAUAUCGCUCUUGAAUCGGUUUCCGAUCAUGAUAUGGAUAUCAACAAUUACUGUGCUCAGAUUGGUGCUCGCAUCCGUUCAAAAUUUUCCAUACCUUCGGACAUGGAGCGCAAAAUCGUAUCUCAAGUGACCUUGCAGGCUCAUGUUGCUUUCAGGUAUGAACGAGUUGCUGUGCGGAUAUUCGAGGAGUCGCCGCCAGCGGAGCGCGAGGACGCGACCAAGAUCCUGGGUUGGCUUACCUGCGCGGAAAGACUCCUACACUGGCGCGAAAUUCAAGCGAUUUUUUGCAUCGACCCGGAUACUAGUCAAGUAGAUUAUGAAGGAGAGAGACUGCGAAUGUCAUGCAAACAGCUCUGCGGGUCUCUGGUCGAUAUCCAUCAUGCACAAAUCGGACACGAGGGCCCGGAUGAUGUUCUCCAGAUUGUCCACGGAACUGCACGAGAGUAUCUCAUUCAAAAUCGGUGGAUCAACAUCAGCCUGGAGCAUGCGAAAGCCGCAACGUUUUGUUUUCGGUACCUAAUAUCGAAGCCUUUCCACUGUGGCUCAGAUGAUAAGCAAAUUUUGCUGCAUGCCAAGAAAGGGUACUAUGCCUUCCAAGAUUACUCUGUUCGGUACUGUUUGGAUCAUGUCUCGAGUUCUGUCCGGCUGAGCCCUUCAUACAAAGAUCAAAUGACGCUGAACGCGCUGGAACCGGCCAGAGACUUCCUCAAGUCGUACAGUCUGUCCGCAAAGUUUCAAUUAUCAAGUGAUGAAAUAGCAGACGAAAAGAUAACACACUUCAUCAAAGAGCUUCCGAAACAUCCAAGAGACAGAUUCGGGCUAUUGAAUAUCGGACUCCGCACUGUCAACAUUCGCGGGCAAAUUGAAGAGAUGCGAAACCAGGACUUGACAUCUGAGGAGCUAUACCUCAUUAAUAAUCUGUACGGAUUGGAAACCACGUUCAAAUGCCCAAAGCCUUGGUGCAAUUACUUUACCACAGGGUUUGAAACGAGGAAGGACCGUACAAAGCAUGUGAAUUGUCACGAACGGCCGUUUUGUUGCCCUGAGGAAGGCUGUUUUGCAUCGCAAUUUGGCUUCGAUGUUCAAGAAAAGCUCAAACAGCAUACGGCGAAGCACCACUGCACUUCAACUGCAGAAGUGAGAUUCCCCAAACGAAAGGCCCCAAAACGAUGGGCCAACAUCCACGAGGCUGCUUCCGAGGGUAAUGUCGCAGGAGUUCUUGCAUUUCUGGACACGGGAACGGAUCCAGAUGCCAGAAAUAAUCCCGAGAGUCCUUCAAGCCUCUACCUAGCUGCAGAGUCUGGUCAUUUCGAAGUCUGCAAGCUACUGUUGACCAAAGGGGCCCAACUUUGUCUCGCGCCCUGGGGCCAAACGGCAACUCCCUUGGAAUGUGCACUGCGUUACGGCUCACUGGACAUCAUUCAUCUCUUCUUAGGGCAGCCAGAGCUCGAAACCAGCCAGGCCAUACGGAACUUGCCCCGCUGGAUCCAUGCUGCUUCUUGUCAUGAUGACUCCGAAGUCCUCAAGCUGGUUCUAGAGUCACCUGUAUCCCGGCAUGUUAACACUAAUGACAUUGACGAAGACGAACGAAACUCGAUCAAAACCGCCUGUUUGGAAGGCCCUUAUACUGAGUUCUGUCGGUACCUACUUGAGCAUGGCUUCUCAAAGCUGGUAACAUCAGAUACUUCUUUCGAUGCUUACGUCCGAGGCGUGGAAUAUGGAGUCGACCUUCCGCAACCGAUCAUAGACAGAACGACCCCUCCUCCUUCGUUUCAAACAACGGAUCAAUUACUAUUGUCUCAUGGGAUAGAUCCAUCGGAGCUCGACGAUGAACAGAAGGCUACCUUCCAGAGUCAAUCACCAGCUGUACAGCAGAAAACACUGGAGACUUAUAAAGCCAAUUUGCCGCGGACGGCUCAUCGAUGA